AUGACUGGUCAACUGAUCAAGGCGCCCUUCAUCGCCAGUGACUUGGGCGCCAUCCUGCCCGUGUUUGCUGAAGGCAAAGUCAGGGAGGUGUACAAGAUCGAUGAAAACACCCUUCUUUUUGUGGCGUCCGAUAGAGUUUCAGCGUACGAUGUGAUUCUUGCAAAUGGCGUACGCAACAAGGGCGUGAUUCUCACUCUCAUCUCUGCCUAUUGGUUCAAGUUCCUCAAAGCAGCCUUGCCAACUCUCCAGAGCCAUUUUAUUGGCCUUGAACUGCCUGCUCAGAUCCCCCAGGAGCUUCGACGGAGCUACCAAAACCGAAGCAUGGUCGUGCGCAAGGUCAAGGUCUUCCCAAUCGAAUCAAUUGUGCGUGGCUACAUCGCUGGCUCAGCAUGGAGAGAAUAUCAAGAGUCUAGCACUGUCCAUGGAAUAUCUAUGCCCUCAGGCCUUAUUGAAAGUUGCCGACUUCCCAAAGCACUGUGGACCCCCAGUACCAAAGCGGACCAGGGAGACCAUGACAUCAAUAUUCACCCUAGAGAUGCUGGCAAACUCAUUGGCCAAAAAUAUGCCGACAAAAUUCAAAGCAUUUCAGUCACGCUUUAUAACGUGGCUUAUGCACACGCCUUCUCUCGAGGAAUUAUUAUUGCCGAUACGAAGUUUGAAUUUGGUCUCGACGUUGAAACCGACCAGAUUAUUCUCAUUGAUGAGGUCUUGACCCCGGAUUCCUCUCGUUUCUGGUCAGCCAGCAAGUACGAAGCGGGCCGACCCCAGGAAAGCUUCGAUAAGCAGUUCUUGAGGGACUGGUUGACCUCUAAUGGGUUGGCUGAAAUGGAAAACGUUGAAAUUCCAGCUGAUAUUGCCAGAAAGACUGAACUCAAGUACUACGAGGCAUUCGAGAGGAUUACUGGAAAUGCCUUUCAGGAUGACAUGCCCUCUGUUCCCGAGGGGGGAAAUCCAGCCGAAUGA
Ophidiomyces ophidiicola is the source of this 963-nucleotide messenger RNA. RefSeq names its product Bifunctional purine biosynthetic protein ade1 (gene ADE1). The coding region runs from base 1 to 963 and encodes 320 amino acids. The transcript is spliced from 3 exons. Gene Ontology annotation, molecular function: phosphoribosylaminoimidazolesuccinocarboxamide synthase activity. Lineage: Eukaryota; Fungi; Ascomycota; Eurotiomycetes; Onygenales; Onygenaceae. Gene Ontology annotation, cellular component: cytoplasm. Gene Ontology annotation, biological process: 'de novo' IMP biosynthetic process. The record is from RefSeq and is a predicted model, not a curated record.